Messenger RNA from Trypanosoma theileri, 408 nucleotides. RefSeq lists its product as uncharacterized. NCBI's taxonomy places the organism in Eukaryota, Euglenozoa, Kinetoplastea, Trypanosomatida, Trypanosomatidae. The coding region runs from base 1 to 408 and encodes 135 amino acids. The record is from RefSeq and is a predicted model, not a curated record. The transcript has a single exon.
AUGUUUGCACGUACAAUUUUGCGAAGGGCCGGAAACGAGACUUAUGGCGGUUGGCCAUGGCCAGUUAAACUCCCGUUUAAGUCUGACUGGUAUCACCACCUUAGUCGACGGGAGAGUAUCGCUGAUGAAACCCGACAGUAUACUGUUGUGGGAGAUUUUUUGUUGCUCAGUAUUGUCGGCUAUUCUAUUUACCGUGUGUACCAGUUGUACUUUCAAACAGAUGCGUAUCAGACCCACCUUUCCCAUCUUAAUCAGUUUCCGCCGGCUAUUGUAGCGAAUGAGUUUGACUUUAAAAACAUUGAAAACAACCGUAAAGUAACACGAGCCGUGCUAGAUGAAUAUCGGGAGGCCGCAGUGACAUGCAAAGCCGAACGUCAACCACUUGAAAACGUCAUUUUCAAAUAUUAG